Molecule: messenger RNA, 2818 nt
Organism: Cynara cardunculus var. scolymus (artichoke)
Lineage: Eukaryota; Viridiplantae; Streptophyta; Magnoliopsida; Asterales; Asteraceae
Product: probable ubiquitin-like-specific protease 2B
Exons: 16
Coding region: 211-2568 (785 amino acids)
Biological process (GO): proteolysis
Molecular function (GO): cysteine-type peptidase activity
Source: RefSeq, a predicted model, not a curated record
CGACUUUGCGUCUCCUUCGCUUUUCUCCGAUCAUCCUCCUCCAACCCAUACCCUGUUUCCGAAAAUUGAAUCCCAUACCAAACCCUCAUCUUCCAACAUUUUCUCAUUCUGAUCAUCAUGAUUCUCAGGAUAAAAGCCCUCAUUUCGAUUGCUCAUUGAGAAAGUCAUUCGUCGCUUACGAUUCCGUUGAAAACCCUAAUAUCAGUUUACAUGCAUAUAUACACACGGAAAAUGAAGACUGUCUGUAAGAAAAAUCUUGAUGUUUUUGAAUUUAAAGAAGAGACAGAAGAGACAGAACUUGCUCUUAGGAUUAAGAGCAAGCUAGAAAACCCUACAAGUGCAAUUGACAAGUAUAUAUUCCUCGCAACCGCUGCCACCGGAAAAGAUAUUUCAUCAGAGGGGAUCAACUAUGCUCCCUCUUUAAGCAUUGAUGCUAUCAACAUUAAUCAAAUUGCUACCACCCUAGUAGAGGAUCCUUCUGCUGAAAUGAAGGCUGAUUUAAAUGAUGAUUUUACAGUGGCCGAAGAACAUCCUCAAUGUAGUCCAGAACUCAGAACUGAUUUAUCUGAAUUGGAGGCAAGUGCACCUGCUGGAGUAGAGGUCAAUGUGGCCACCACAUCAGCUUCACCUAGCAGCAACAAAUUAAGUUCAGCGAUCCUAGAUUUGUUGCCCAUACCUGAAGUUGAUGAGACGGUUGAAAUGGAACCAGAUGAAAAGGGCAGCAUGUGUGAGAGAUCUUCAUCUUGUUCUGAUGUUGCAGAAGAUGAUGGUGUCUUGGCUGGACCAUCUUCAGAUCAGUGCAUAGGCGGGUGGGAAAUGGAGAGUGAAGAUCUAACAACAGCUGUCUUCUAUCCUGAUUACGUGGUGUACCGUGAUAGUUAUUAUACAGAUUCUGUGAUAUCUUUUACUAGCAGUUUCAUCGAAAUGGAGGGUUCACCUGCUGAUGGAGACGAUGAAACUUUUAAAUGCAAGUGGAGAAUUGAGGAUAUACUUCAUAUCAGAUCUCAUUGGUAUGAGCGGGUUGAGAUGGCGAUGGUGAAGAUUCAUAUACUUACGAAGGAUACAAUACUAGAGACUGAAAAUGUUGAAUGCACUUCAGGCAUGGAGUUGAAAUUUGCAAUUACCGGCUCUAGCUGGUUUGGGAGACUUGAAGCAAUUACAUCUUUGAAUGUCACAUAUAAAGCUUUAUGGAGCAGUAUUCUUGAGUCAGAGGACUCUGUGCUUGGACACACUGGAGCAUCCUUUUCAAAAUAUCUUCCCACCUUUGAUCGGCCUUUUGAAGAGGUUGUCUAUCCAAAAGGGGAUGCUGAUGCUGUUUCUAUAAGUAAGAGGGACUUUGAUUUACUGCAACCAGACACUUUCGUCAAUGACACCAUCAUCGACUUUUAUAUCAAGUACUUGAAGAAUAAGAUCAAGCCCGAGGAAAGGCACAGGUUCCACUUCUUCAACAGUUUCUUCUUUCGAAAGCUGGCUGAUCCAGAUAAAGAUCCACUUGAUGCUUCUGAAGGAAGGGCAGCUUUUCAACGUGUGAAGAAAUGGACAAGAAAAGUGAACCUUUUUGAGAAAGAUUAUGUUUUUAUUCCUGUAAAUUAUAAUUAUCACUGGAGUCUUGUUGUAAUUUGUCAUCUCGGGGAUGUGGCCACAUACAAUGAUGAAGAUGUAGUUGAGUCAAUGAAAGUGCCAUGUAUUUUGCAUAUGGAUUCUAUCAGAGGCAGUCAUACUGGUCUAAAAGGUCUUGUGCAAAGUUACCUGAAGGAAGAAUGGAAAGGGAGGCAACAGGGAGCAUCUGAAGACAUAUCCUCAAGAUUUGAUGAUUUGAGAUUCAUUUCACUAGAGUUACCGCAGCAGCAAAAUUCAUUUGAUUGUGGUCUAUUCUUGCUCCAUUAUGUAGAACUCUUCUUGGAGCAAGCUCCUACACAUUUUAAUCCAUUUAAAAUCUCGAAGGGAUUUAACUUUCUAAAUGUAGAUUGGUUUCCACCUGCUGAAGCAUCUCUAAAAAGAGUAGUUAUCCAGAGAUUAAUCUGUGAUCUCCUGGAGAAUCCUUAUCAGGAAUCUUGUCCCACUGACGAACAGUGCAACCCCAGCUGUCGGACAAGCAUCGUAAAUUUAUCCCCAGAGGAUUGUGGAUCGGAAAUCUCUUUAAUACCAUCCUCAUGUAUACAAGGUGGUGAAGGUUUGAAGUCAUCUUUUGAAUUGGUAUCCUUUAUGGGUUUCAACCACACGACAACUAAUUUUGACGAGUACAAGGGUUCUCUGACCCCAAUUGAGGAAGAGGACAUGGAAGGUGGUGGGCAGUUUGUUUAUUCUGAAACGGAUAAUAAUGGAAUGGAGUUUAGAUCUGAGGAAGCUUGUUGGAAUGAUGCUGAGAAGAAGGAAUUGGAAAUGGAAAUGGAGUUGGAAAUGGAAAUGGAAAUGGAAACAUCAAUCUCUGGGUGUGAAGAUUCAAUAGUGAAUGAAAGCAAAAGUGAACAAGUGGAGGUGAAGAGAAAAUCAGAGGAGGUGGAUGAUGUGUGUUUUAGAUAUCAAGAGAAGUGUCAUCCUCCUAGCAAAAAGAUUAGAAUGACAUGAGGUGGUAUCGUAAUCUAUCUUUGUGUGUGAAUAUUUGAUUGAUUUAGUAGUAACUAGAAGUAGUAGUAGUAGUAGUGGUGACUGCUGACUUUCUACUUUCGACUUUCUAGUAGUUGAUUGUGAUUGAAUGUUGAUAUCAUCAAAAUCAAAGUUGAGAGAGAGAGAGGUGUUUGGAUGAUGUUGGGAGAUUUCUGCUGCAUUUUCUUACUGAUUUUGCAAGUUUUGUAUUCUAUGAUGAAUUUAGAAAUUC